Messenger RNA from Chrysoperla carnea, 1784 nucleotides. It is a transcript of the gene Srp54k, whose product is annotated as signal recognition particle 54 kDa protein. Gene Ontology annotation, cellular component: cytosol; signal recognition particle, endoplasmic reticulum targeting. The transcript has 8 exons. The record is from RefSeq and is a predicted model, not a curated record. NCBI's taxonomy places the organism in Eukaryota, Metazoa, Arthropoda, Insecta, Neuroptera, Chrysopidae. Gene Ontology annotation, molecular function: 7S RNA binding; ATP hydrolysis activity; endoplasmic reticulum signal sequence receptor activity. The coding region runs from base 95 to 1612 and encodes 505 amino acids. Gene Ontology annotation, biological process: SRP-dependent cotranslational protein targeting to membrane, translocation; SRP-dependent cotranslational protein targeting to membrane.
UGUAAUUCUAAUUGAGUUGUAUUUUUUCAUGUAACCAAGAUAUGUCAAUUUUGUACAGUUUUUGAACAUUUAAGUGUGAAAAAGGUGUGACAAGAUGGUUUUAGCCGAUUUGGGCAGAAAAAUAACCACUGCUUUGCAGUCUUUGAGCAAAGCAACGGUUAUUAAUGAAGAGGUUCUAAAUGGAAUGCUAAAAGAGAUAUGUUCCGCUUUAUUGGAGGCUGAUGUAAAUAUACGUCUUGUGAAAAAAUUACGAGAAAAUGUUCGAUCUGUUAUUGAUUUCGAGGAUAUGGCUGGUGGACUCAAUAAACGGCGAAUGAUCCAAAGUGCUGUGUUCAAGGAACUCAUUAAAUUAGUUGAUCCAGGUGUGAAACCAUAUCAACCAGUAAAAGGUCGACCAAACGUAAUCAUGUUUGUUGGUCUACAAGGUUCAGGAAAAACAACAACCUGUACAAAAUUAGCAUAUUAUUAUCAAAAGAAAAAUUGGAAAGCAUGUUUAGUUUGUGCUGAUACAUUUCGUGCUGGCGCUUACGAUCAAGUCAAACAGAAUUGUACAAAAGCACGUAUACCAUUUUAUGGUAGUUACACGGAAGUAGAUCCAGUUGUUAUCGCUCAAGAUGGUGUUGAUAUGUUUAAAAAAGAGGGCUUUGAAUUUAUUAUUGUUGAUACAAGUGGUCGUCACAAACAAGAGGAAUCUUUAUUCGAGGAGAUGUUGGCAGUUUCUAAUGCAAUUAAACCUGAUAAUAUUAUUUUCGUAAUGGACGCAACGAUUGGUCAAGCUUGUGAAGCGCAAGCCUUAGCUUUUAAAGAUAAAGUAGAUAUUGGUUCUGUAAUUAUCACAAAAUUGGAUGGACAUGCAAAAGGUGGUGGUGCUCUCAGUGCUGUGGCAGCGACACAAAGUCCAAUCAUCUUUAUCGGUACCGGUGAACACAUUGACGAUUUAGAACCAUUCAAAACAAAACCGUUCGUUAGUAAAUUGUUAGGUAUGGGUGAUAUUGAAGGUUUAAUUGACAAAGUAAAUGAAUUAAAUUUAGAUGAUAACGAGGAAUUAUUAGAGAAAAUAAAACAUGGACAAUUUACAUUAGGUGAUAUGUACGAACAAUUUCAGAAUAUUAUGAAAAUGGGACCUUUCUCACAAAUUAUGGGUAUGAUUCCUGGUUUUAGUCAAGAUUUUAUGACAAAAGGAAGUGAACAAGCUUCCAUGGCUGGUUUAAAGAAAUUAAUGACAAUUAUGGAUAGUAUGAAUGAAGGUGAAUUGAAUAAUAGAGACGGAGCGAAAUUAUUUGGUAAACAACCAGGACGUGUGACACGAGUAGCUCAAGGUGCUGGUGUAUCUGAAAAAGAAGUCAAAGAUCUAGUUACACAGUAUACUAAGUUUGCUGCAGUUGUCAAGAAAAUGGGUGGAAUUAAAGGUUUAUUCAAAGGUGGCGAUAUGACAAAGAACGUAAACUCUACACAAAUGGCAAAAUUAAAUCAACAAAUGGCUAAAAUGAUGGACCCACGUGUAUUACAACAGAUGGGCGGUAUGUCUGGAUUACAAAAUAUGAUGCGACAAUUACAAGCUGGCAGUACGGGUGGUUUAGGAAAUUUAUUAAGUGGAUUUAGUGGCAAAUAAUAUUUAUAUAAAUUAUACAUACUUUGUGUGUUUUAGUUUUUCUUAAAAUUGUAAAUUUUCCGUGAAAUUGUAUGUAUUAGAUGAGAAUCACUCUAUAAAUUAUUACGUGAUUUUUUAAAACAAAAUAUUUUCAUAUUCCUGUUUUCUAUUCGUUUCAAAUUCAAGAUAAAUU